AUGCAAAGAAAAAUUCUCUCUCUUGGUUUAAUAAUUUUUCUUGUCUCUAUUUUAGACUAUCCAUUACGUUCUCCAUCCAGCACCAACAUUCAUCUGAAUGCUCGAUGGCAACAAAAUGGUAUCACUGUAGCUGGAGGAAAUCGACAAGGCAAUGGAAUCAAUCAACUCUCAGACCCAUGGGGUUUGUAUGUUGAUGAUGAUCAAACAAUUUAUGUUGCUGAUACAUCGAAUCAUCGCAUUGUGGAAUGGAAACGAGGUGCAACAAGUGGCCAAGUGGUUGCCGGUGGAAAUGGACAAGGAAGUGGAGAUCAUCAACUGUAUAACCCAACAGAUGUGAUUAUCGACAAAGAGAGAGAUAGUCUCAUCAUAUGCGAUCGUUCGAAUAGAAGAGUGGUUCGAUGGCCUCGUCGAAAUGGGACAAGUGGAGAAACAAUCAUCUCCAACAUCGAUUGUGUGGGUUUGACAAUGGACGAGAAUGGAUCUCUCUAUGUCACUGACUUUGGAAAAAAUGAAGUGAGACGAUAUCGAAGAGGAGAAUCUCAAGGAACAGUGGUUGCAGGUGGCAAUGGAAAUGGAAAUCGUGUCGAUCAACUUUCUUCCCCACGAUACGUAUCCGUCGAUCGAGAUCAUUCAGUGUACGUAUCAGAAUGGAACAAUCAUCGUGUGAUGAAAUGGAUGGAAGGUGCAAAAUACGGCAUUGUCGUGGCUGGUGGUCAAGCACAAGGAAAUGGUCUUACCCGAUUGUCAUCUCCUCAAGGAGUCGUUGUCGAUCAAUUGGGCACUGUCUAUGUGGCUGAUGAAGGGAAUAAUCGAAUCAUGCGAUGGCCUAAAGGAGCCACACAAGGAAGUGUCAUUGUUGGUGGAAACGGUAGUGGAGAACAAUCGAACCAACUCAAUUGGCCCUUCGGUUUGUCAUUCGAUCGACACGGGAAUCUCUAUAUCGUCGAUAAUGGAAACGCUAGAGUCCAAAAAUUCGAACUACAAUCCAAUCCGAAGUAA
Messenger RNA from Rotaria sp. Silwood1, 999 nucleotides. NCBI's taxonomy places the organism in Eukaryota, Metazoa, Rotifera, Eurotatoria, Philodinida, Philodinidae. The record is from the annotation of a GenBank genome assembly.